UAUGAAUCAACUUUCAUUUCACCGGUAUCAACUUGACCAGCGUACCAGUGUUGUUUUCGAAUUCCGACUUUAACCUUAAUAACAAUAUUUUAUCUAUGUUGUUUAGUUUUUAACCUUCGCAAACAGACAGUCAUUAACCAUUUGAAAAACAAACCGUCGACUAACAUGUUGCCUGUGUUACCUGAUUUUCCCGCUGGCCCUUUGGACUUUUACCGCAAAAGGGCAUCCUUUGACUGGAAAAAAUUAAAAACCUUCAUCGAAACGGAAGAAGUGGUCAAAUUCCAAAACGACCUACUCAAGGUACUCCAGGCAAAUCCGGUGUUCCAUGAUGAUCACACCCACCAAACCCUGGACGAACAAAGGCACAAGACCCUUCAACGGGCAUUUUCUAUAGCCGACGUCGACCUUUCCUCGAUCAGUACCAGCAAACUAAACCUCUCCCAGAGGCAACUCGAGACCCUAAGGACCAUGGCCCAGCUGAGUCCCGAAUCCUGUGCCAAACGCAUUGCAGGAGAACUAUUCACAAACGCUCUGGCAAUUCAAGGUACCGAGAAACACCGCAAGUUCAUUCACGACAUAGAAACUAGAAAGAUACAUGGGUGUUUAUGUAUGACCGAAAUCGGGCAUGGUAGUUACACUAAUGGUAUGAGGACCACCGCAACCUACGAUAAAGAUAAACGGGAGUUUGUGUUGGAUACCCCGGAUUUUCAGGCCGCUAAAUGCUGGGCCGGGUGUCUGGGAAAAGUGUCCACCCAUGCUGUCGUGUAUGCACAGCUUUAUAUCGAUGGUAUGCAUUAUGGGUUGCAGGGAUUCGUGGUACCGAUUAGGGAUCCGAAGACUUUGUUGCCGUUUGUUGGAGUCACGGUGGCGGAUAUGGGCGAGAAAAUUGGGCUCAAUGGGAUCGAUAAUGGGGUCCUAAUUUUUGACAAAUACCGCAUUCCCGCCGACUGCUACCUAAACAAAUAUGGCGACAUAACCCCCGAGGGAGACUACAUCAACUACAUCAAGGACGCCCAAGAAAAGCAAACCAUCAUCAUGGGUAGUAUAUUUGUGGCUCGAAUAGGCGUCAUCGGUGCCAUGGAGUGCUAUGGUACCAAAGCCCUUACCAUAGCCAUCCGAUACGCAGCCGUAAGACGCCAGUUCGGACCUUCCGACGGCGAAGAAGUUCCGAUUUUGGAGUACCAAUCUCACCAACAUCGCCUCUUACCGUACCUAUCAGUAAUGUACGUCGCAAGAUUCUUCAGCUCGUACUUAUCAGAAAUAAUCGAAGGACUCUUCUUGGACUCUUCGCCAAAACAAAACGCAGAGUCCUUAAGUGCAGCAGCCGCGGAACUUCACGCCCUGUGUUCGGCUAGUAAAUCUGUACUGGGGUGGAUGGUCAGAGACGCGAUUCAAGAAUGUCGGGAAGCUUGUGGAGGUCACGGUUACCUCAAAGUUGCCGGGAUUGGACACAUAAGGGAUGAUUUUGACGCCGUUUCUACCUACGAUGGCGAAAACCACGUGCUGAUCCAACAAACGAGCAACUGGUUGGUCAAAUUGUGGUCCCGUGUGGAAGCCGGCGGCCAAAUUUCAACACCUUUGCAAACCGCGAAUUUCCUAUCAGACGCUUCGAGGAUUUUGAAACUCAAAUUGAAUGCAACCAGCGUGGAAAAAAUUUCGCAACCUGAAGACAUACUACAAGCCUACCAGUGGCUCGUUUGCUACCUGGCAAAACAAACCAAAGCUAAAUUGGCCACUUUGACUCAAACGCAAGGUCCGUUUUGGGCUAGGAGCAACACCCAGGUGUUCUACGCCAAAAGUUUGAGCACGGCGUUUUUGCACUACGUUGCAUUGAGACACCUAUUGACCAAAAUCGAUGCAGCUGCAAACACAGAAGUUAAAAAUGUCCUGCUCAAACUCUUCUCUUUGUAUGGAGUCUGGACUUUGGAAAAAUUUUUGCCGACGUUGUACCAAGGUGGAUACGUUCAAGGUCCUGAAGCCACGAGUCUUGUUCACGAGGCUAUUUUGGCACUGUGUCACGAUGUUAAAGAUGACGCGGUUUCGUUGGUGGAUGCCAUGGCGCCCCCGGAUUUUAUUCUGAAUUCUGUUUUGGGAGCUUCGGAUGGCCAAGUGUAUCAGCGGCUGAAAAGUGCUAUUUUUAUGGCUCCGGGUGCUCUGGGCAGGCCUUCGUGGUGGCGCGAGGUGGUUACUUUGAAAAAUAAGCUGUGAUAAUGUGGAUUUUUUUGGUUGUUAAAGUUAUAACUAUAAAAUUAGGGUUUUAUUUUUUUUCGUUUUAAUAAAUGACAGGAAGUUGUAAAAAAUAAA
Zophobas morio is the source of this 2304-nucleotide messenger RNA. Its product is annotated as peroxisomal acyl-coenzyme A oxidase 3-like. The coding region runs from base 166 to 2208 and encodes 680 amino acids. Gene Ontology annotation, molecular function: pristanoyl-CoA oxidase activity; fatty acid binding; FAD binding. Lineage: Eukaryota; Metazoa; Arthropoda; Insecta; Coleoptera; Tenebrionidae. The transcript has 8 exons. Gene Ontology annotation, cellular component: peroxisome. The record is from RefSeq and is a predicted model, not a curated record. Gene Ontology annotation, biological process: fatty acid beta-oxidation using acyl-CoA oxidase; lipid homeostasis.